AUGCACAUGUACUACUCCUCAGUGCUGCUCCUUCUGCUUCCUUUUGUGAUACUGGAUCUCUGUGCAGCCAAGCCUUGGUGGCCCUCAAACGAUGUCGGCUACGAUGCCAGUCUCGAUCCGGUGGCCUGGUCCCGGGCCUUUGUCCAGGAAAAAGUGCGCACAUCCCGCAGGAACAAGAACCGGCACCAGCAGUCCACCGACUGGUGGUACCAUACACCCUCUGCUCCCGAGCCGACGGCAGCUCCUCUCAACUUUGUGAACAAAAAUAGCUACAGGAGAUUCCUGAAGAGGCGCCGCAAGCUGGUAGCACGUGCUAAGCGUACAUUAAUUUCUAGUAAUUAG
This is a messenger RNA of Drosophila persimilis, 342 nucleotides long. RefSeq lists its product as uncharacterized. The coding region runs from base 1 to 342 and encodes 113 amino acids. Lineage: Eukaryota; Metazoa; Arthropoda; Insecta; Diptera; Drosophilidae. The record is from RefSeq and is a predicted model, not a curated record. The transcript has 2 exons.